AUGAAGAAGCCGCCUAAGAAGUGGAAAAAAUCUCACAAGCAGAUCUAUUCCACUUACAUGUACAGGUUGCUGACUCAGGUCCACCCUUCGCCCGGGAUCUCAUCCAAGGCCAUGAGUGUUAUGAAUUCCUUCAUUGUUGACAUUUUCGAGCGUCUCGCCCCCGAGGCUUCACACUUCAUUCACUUCAAAAAGCGCCACACCAUCUCGGCCAGGGAGAUCCAGAGUUCUGUCCGCCUCCCGCUGCCAGAAGAACUAGCCAAAUACACCGUCUCCCAAGGCACCAAAGCGGUCACCAAAUACACCAACUCUGUUUAG
Messenger RNA from Carcharodon carcharias (great white shark), 315 nucleotides. RefSeq names its product histone H2B type 1-A-like. Gene Ontology annotation, cellular component: nucleosome. NCBI's taxonomy places the organism in Eukaryota, Metazoa, Chordata, Chondrichthyes, Lamniformes, Lamnidae. Gene Ontology annotation, molecular function: structural constituent of chromatin; protein heterodimerization activity; DNA binding. The coding region runs from base 1 to 315 and encodes 104 amino acids. The transcript has a single exon. The record is from RefSeq and is a predicted model, not a curated record.